AUGCGAAACGUCACGAACGUCUUUCUGGCUUCGUUGAGCACAGCUGAUCUCUGUCUUAUCUGGUUUUGUGUUCCAAUUAUGUUCGUCAAGUAUAUGUCGCAUACGUGGUUUAUGGGACGAUUUGCCUGCUAUUCAGUGCAUUAUAUUCAACAGUUCACCUGUUUUUGCUCAGUACUUACCAUGACGAUGAUUUCCUUUGAAAGAUUCAUCGCCAUUGCAUAUCCAAUGAGGAAUAUGUGGUUGUCGUCAAUAGGCCGAGCGAAAAAGGUGAUUCUGCUCAUAUGGCUGCUGUCAGCGAUUCUGGCGAUUCCGACGGCAAUCCGUAUAGACUAUGAGACAAACAUAUCCCUCUCGGGUCACAGAGUACAUUGGUGUAGGAGAAGAUUCCCCAAUGGAUUUCUCGGGUAUUCACGAAUAAAAUUGAAUCGAAUUUAUGCGGUGUAUCAGAUGUUACUUUUGAUCGUGUUUCCCGUGGUGACGAUGUCGAUCUGCUAUGCUCGCGUUUCUGUCAUUGUCUACACCUCAUCAAAAAGUCGACUAGCGCUCUCUCAAGCAAUGGUUGCGUUCAGCAAAGCAGCGACCGAUGCUGUUCACUUUUCCGGGUACAGUACUAUCCCAAUGAUUUCCACUAGUCGAGAGCUCAAAUCUGCUACAACAAAAACUUAUAAAAUGCCUACAAUAAACAGAAAUCAACUAGAAUCGUUCAAAUGCUCAUUUCAAUCGUUGUUAUGUAUACAGUGUGCUGGUUACCAACAAUAG
Messenger RNA from Cooperia oncophora, 759 nucleotides. NCBI's taxonomy places the organism in Eukaryota, Metazoa, Nematoda, Chromadorea, Rhabditida, Trichostrongylidae. The record is from the annotation of a GenBank genome assembly.